Hydra vulgaris (swiftwater hydra) is the source of this 2824-nucleotide messenger RNA. RefSeq lists its product as uncharacterized. The record is from RefSeq and is a predicted model, not a curated record. Gene Ontology annotation, molecular function: protein binding; ADP binding. Lineage: Eukaryota; Metazoa; Cnidaria; Hydrozoa; Anthoathecata; Hydridae.
AACAUACAUAACAACGUAAAUAAACAGAUGUUUUAACAUAAUUUAUUAUAAAAAACUUAUCGAAGAUGUUAACUUUUAAAAAAAAACAACGUAAAUAUAAAAUUAGCAAAUAUUAUUUGAUUCCUUUAUUUUGUAUUAGUUUUUUAAGAUGAGGUCUCCAACUGUUUGUAGAUAUUUUAACUGCAUUGUCACGGUUGAGACGUAUAGGAACGUGUUUUAUUUCUUCGUAUGGUGCUCAACAUUCUUCAGAAAAUUUAAUAUCUCGCGAAAAACUUUUCUGUGAAAUUCAACAUUUUUUUUUACAAGAUGCAAACAAGUCAAUUUUAGUAUUGUGUGGUAUGUCGGGUGUCGGAAAGACACAAAUCGCAAGAAAAUAUUGUGAAACUUAUUAUACCUUCUACAAAAACUUUGUUUGGAUAGACGCAGCAUUUGGAAAGUUACAAACUUCAAUGAGAAACCAUUGUCAAAUAUUAGGAUUCGAAGUUCGUGAUUCAAAAGGUGAUUAUUUUAGUAUAGAAGUGAUUGUUGAAAAAAUUCAUAACUUUUAUAAAAAAAAAAAGGUUUUAUAUAUUUUUGACAACGUCGACGAUGAAAGUGUAAAAAAUUUAGCAAUGUACAUUUCAAGAAAACCGAACUCAUUUACGUUAAUAACCUCUCAAUGGAGAACGUGGUCAAAUAAUGUAAAUAAAAUCAAUGUUGAUGUUUUUUCUUGUAAAGAAGCAUUCGCUUAUGUAAAAAAUAGUAUUAAAGAAAACAGCAAUGAAAACAUAAAAAAUUUAAUUAAAGAACUUGGUUAUCAUCCCUUUGCUAUUACUCAAGCAAUAAAGUAUAUAAAUAUACACAAACUUUCAAUAGAAAAAUACUUACAACGAUAUAAAUCAAAUCCUUCAGAAAUAUUAGACAAUAACAACUUUCCAACCGAAAAAGAGUCGAAAUCUGCGAUAAAAGCAAUUAAUUUAGUGUUAGUAAAGUUAGAAAAAACUAAACCCUUACCAUUUAUAAUAUUAAACUGUUUAUCUCAUUGCGACGGUCAAAACAUCAGUAAAGAAUUGAUAACACAUAUCUCAAAUCACAUGCAAAUAAAUGAAGAAUAUUUAAUAGAUGAAGCCAUUGGAUUACUAAUGAGUUAUUCGUUACUAAACUGUUUUGAUGAUGAAAAAUAUUCAAUGCACGAACUGACACAGUUGACGUGUAGAUGUUUUCAAAAUAGAAAUUCAAGUACAAAUACGUAUCUUUAUCUAAUCGAAAACUUAUUUAAAUUUGAACUGUAUGAAGUAAAGGAUCACAUGGAUUACGGAAACCAUUUUGUUUUUCAUUUUAUCUAUAUGUUUCGUAAGAACGUCAAAAGGUUUUCAAAAGUCUUUUAUGAUAUGACAACUUCUACUGAAAAAAUAUUAGUAUGUAAAGGUUUAUUUGAAGAAGCAAUUGAAAUAUUAAAAGCAGUUCAAAAUUUUAACACAGAAACCUAUGGUGAAAGUAAUAAACUCACGCUUGAUACAAAACAUAAUAUCGCAAACUGCAUUCGCGAAAUGGGAAAAUUUAAUGAAGCUUUGGAAAUUUAUUAUUCAGUUAAUAAAAUUCAAACGGAAAAUUUAGGUACCAACCAUCCAGAUACAAUGAGAACAAAAAAUAAUAUUGCAAACUGUUUGUACGAUAUGGGAAAAUAUAACGAAGCCUCAGAAAUUUAUUAUUCUGUUGAUACAAUUCGAACUGAUAUUUUAGGUAUCAAUCAUCCAGAUACAAUGAUAACAAAACGUAAUAUCGCAAAUUGUUUGAAAAAAAUGGGAAAAUAUGAUGAUGCUUUAGAAAUUUAUUAUUCUGUUGAUAAAAUACAAACUGAAAUUUUAGGUAUCAACCAUUCAGAUACAAUGACAACAAAACGUAAUAUUGCAAGCUGUUUAAACUGUAUGGGGAAAUAUAACGAAGCUUUAGAAAUUUAUUAUUCAGUUAAUAAAAUACAAAUAGAAACUUUAGGUAUCAACCACCCAGAUACAAUGACUACAAAAAACAAUAUUGCAUUCGGUUUGAACAAUAUUGGGAAAUACAACGAAGCUUUAGAAAUUUAUUAUUCUGUUGAUAAAAUACAAACUAAAAUUUUAGGUAUCAACCAUCCAUCUACAAUGACAGCAAAACAUAAUAUCGCACUCUGUUUGUUUUAUAUGGGAAAAUAUAACGAAGCAUUAGAAAUUUUUUAUUCUGUUGAUAAAAUACAAAACAUAAUUUUAGGUAUCAAUCAUCCAGAUACAAUGACAACAAAACGUAAUAUUGCAAGCUGUUUGAAUUGUAUGGGAAAAUAUAACGAAGCUUUAGAAAUUUAUUAUUCUGUUGAUAAAAUACAAACUAAAAUUUUAGGUACCGACCAUCCAGAUAAAAUGACUACUAAACAUAAUAUUGCAACCUGUUUGUAUAAUAUGGGAAAGUAUAACGAAGCUUUAGAAAUUUUUUAUUCCGUUGAUAAAAUACUAAUUGAAAUUUUAGGUAUUAACUAUCCAGAUACAAUGACAACAAAACAUAAUAUUGCAUUCUGUUUAAACAAAUUGGGAAAAUACAACGAAGCUUUAGAAAUUUAUUAUUCUGUUGAUAAAAUACAAACUGAAAUAUUUGGUAUCAACCACCCAGAUACAAUAAAAACAAAACGUAAUAUCGCAAACUGUUUAAGUAAUUUAAAGAAUCGGCAAUCGAGUUGUUUAAUUAUGUGAUUAUUGUUUUAGUUUUAUUAUAUAUAUUUAUUUAUAUAUUGUAAAAUAUAUAAAACAUAUAUAUAUUUAUUUAUAUAAUGUAGGUUUAUUAUUAUAGGAUGUAUUUGUUACUAAAAUAAAAGAAA